GUAGUGUCAGUCGUGACUUUGCAAGUUCUAUUUUUAGUUACCUCAGGAAGUGUGUCUUGUUAUUCACUUUCUCGUUCGAUUAUAUAAGAGAAAAAAUUCGCAAACGUCAUGGGAGAGAGUGCCUUUUGUAUCAGGGAACGUAAUGCUCCUCGCACUUGUCGCGGCGGCGGCGGUGGCGCUGGCGGCGGCGGCGGAGAAGCAGGUGGAGAAGGUCGAGGGAAAAUCGACUAAUCAAAGAAAGUCCCCGUUUGACAUCACGUGGAUGAAUGAGUCCAACAAGAAAGUGCUUGACAACUUCAUCACGUGGUACAAGCUCCAGCUCUCUCAGCUCGUCAAUAUCCUCAACCCCGUUAACUGGAACCUCGACGUGGUGUUCCCAGCCGUGAGUUCCGUCAUCACGUUGUACACGGGUCCCAUCGUCGCCCUGGGGAUCCUGCUCCUCAUCUUCUUCACCAUCCCGACGUUCGUGAGCGGUCUCCUGCUCAACCCCACCGGCAGGAGCUUCGAUGGAGCGAUGUUUUCCCCGACCAUCGACGCGGUGUGGCACGCGGUGCAGAAGGCCCUCGACCACACGGAUUUCCAAGAAUAGGAAGAGAUCUGACCCGCCUUCCCUACAACACUGGCGAUGUCUGGCCUGUUAUGCGACAUAACACGUUCUCUCACCACCGAUCACUGUUGUAGUUUUGAAAGGAUCGAUACUACGUGCCAUGGAGUACUGCUCUUGAUGAUACCUUAUAAUACUCAUUGAAUCUAGUUGAGAUUUUAGGAUUAAUUUGUUGUUUCUUGUUGUGAUUGUUAUUGCUGUAUUUAUAAAAUUUUGAAUAAAAGCAU
Penaeus vannamei (Pacific white shrimp) is the source of this 831-nucleotide messenger RNA. RefSeq lists its product as uncharacterized. NCBI's taxonomy places the organism in Eukaryota, Metazoa, Arthropoda, Malacostraca, Decapoda, Penaeidae. The record is from RefSeq and is a predicted model, not a curated record.